UUGAGUACGAAGACGUUUUUACGCAUGCGCCAUUGUCAAACGGUGAUCAUGUACAGGCUCGGUUGUUUGUCUUUUUAAAGCAGAAAAUGAGUGAUUCUGAGCGAAUUACACUCGAAGGACAAGCUGUCAAAGAGAUUCUUAAGGAUGCAAGGCGAUCUAAGGAAAUUUAUAAAGACUUUGGUGCUCUUGCUUUGCAGAAGAGGGACGUUCUGCCGAAUAAGCGCUUCCUAAAUAACACCCUGGUCAGCACUCUCAGGCACAGCUACAGGCAAGAUCUGAAGGGUAAAGACGGUAGUGAAAGGAAAUACAAACAACACAUGGCAUCUAGGCGUCGAACAGGUGGACGAAAUAGGUUCAGGGCCGAGCAUGAUGACUUCCAGAGGGAGGGAGAGCCUGAAAAUGUCGACUAUGGUGAAUUUGAUGCCAUCAAGUACUCUGACCAGUGUACGGGGUUGUACAUAAGGGACUCUCGGAGAAAACAUGCCCAAAUGAGUGAUAACUUUGUAGAAAAGACUGGUAAAUCAGAUUCAGAAUCUGAGAAAUCAUUCACAGAAUAUGAUGACCCCCCUCCUCCUUCAGCCAAGGAAGAGAAAUCACCUCCUCCACCAGCCAAGGUCAAGAGAUGGAAACAUGACAAAUUUGAAGCCAAAUGGUCAGAUACAGGUUCAGCAGAUGAUUACACCUCUGAUCGGGAUGACCACCAUGGAGUGGAAGAUGAAGCAGAGCCUGGGAUAGUUGAUCAAAAACUGAGAUCAGAGUAUCGGAAGUAUGAGAAAUUGAGGAAGAAGAAAAUAGACAUAACUCAGCCUAGUACCUCCAGAGAUUAUGAGAGUUAUGAAGACAAUGAGGACAGUGAUGAAUCAGAUCAAGAUGAAAAGAGCGUGAAAAAGAAAGGCAAGAUAGUAAAGGAAGUAAAGGUGUCAGAUGAAAGCGCCAAGAAUUCAUCAGCAUCAGAGGAGGAAUCUAAUAAAAAUGUGUCGAAAAAGGUAGUUAAGAAGAGCAAAAAGGUGAAGAAACUACCUGUAGCUGGAAAAGAUCUUGCUGAAAUAAUCAGUAAAAGAAGUAUGUAUGCAGACAUGGAAGAGUUACGAGAAAGGGGGACUGAAAUGGGUGAUGAUAAACAUAAGUCUAGGGGAAAGAAAAGUAGACGAGAACAUAAUGCAGUAUUGAUUGAAGAUAGUGAAGCAGAGAUGAGUGCAAAAAUUGAGAACAAGUCAUCUUUCAGGCGUCACAAUUCUCCUGAUGAUUAUGUGAGGAAAUAUCCAGGAAGAACUGCAAUUUUGUAUGAUGAUAAAGAGGGCAGUCCACAUUCAAGCCCUAGAUCAAGUAAUUUUCAUGAAAGGGGCAAUUAUAGACAUGAAAGAGACGGAACGCCUCCAAGAUUUCAAAGAGGACGUGGAAGAAGCCACCGGUUUCAUGGUCAUUUAGGACAUGAAUAUAGAGGCAGGGGAAGAGGGUUUGAGAGAGGAAGGCAUCCAAGAAUGGAUGAUAGACAAUUUAAGGAGUAUGAAAGGCAAAGUGCAAGCCAUAGGUCACCAGAAUACCACAGGGAGAGACGCGAAACUGAAAGCAGGGAGCAUAGUUCAGAAAAACAUAAACGGCAGUACAGUUCUGAAAAUCAGUCGGAGGAACGAUACAGUAGGGAUAGAUUAGAACAUAGAUCUCCUGGAAAUGGUAGGCAUUCAGAAGAAAGACACAAGAGAGGUAGAUCACAUUCUUAUGAAAAACAAGACAAGAAAUAUUUGAGAGGUUCGAGUAAAGACAAAGAUAUAAGAGAAAAACAUAGACGAGAAAGUGAAAGAGAUGAAAGGUCUGAUUUUGAAAAAGAUGAACCUGUUGACAUAAGUGAGUUAGGUAUUCCUUAUAAAACUGUUGGAGAUGAGUGUAAAGAUGACAAUAUUGAUCGAGAACGCCAUAGAGUUUCAGAACAUUUCAGGGAAUCACAUUUUUAUGGGCGUAGGCCGUAUCAUGGACGUGGAUUUGAAAUGAGAGGGCGUCCAUUCAUAAGGGGAAGACCUUUCAGAGGAAGAGGUCCUUUUAGAGGAGGAUUUCCACCACCAAUGAUGCCUACGAUGGAUCCAUUUUAUGCUACCUUUAUGCAGGAAUUUCUGAAGGAAAGUGGAUUUGAAGAUUGGUUAAAGAAAAAAGCUAAGAAACUAAGGAGAAGGCAUUCAGAUUCUAGUUCUAGUUCUUCCAGGUCAAGGUCAUCCAGGCGUAGAUCAAGAAGAUCAAGAAGAAGGAGGAGGCGCCACUCAUCAUCUAGUUCAAGAAGUAGAUCGAGGUCAAGGUCUAGGAGUUACUCAAGGAGAAGGCAUUCAUCAUCUUCAUCAAGGCGAAGGAGUUAUUCAAGAAGCCGUAGCCGGAGUUACUCUAGAUCGAGAAGUAGAUCGAAGUCAAGAAGAGAUAGAUCAAGGUCAUCAAGUGAUAAAAGCUACUCAAGAAGCAGGUCAAGAUCUAGAGGUCGAAGAGAUAGAAGUAGAUCUAAAACCAAAGAUAGAUCAUAUGAUAGAGGCUCUGAACGUGGUGAAAGUGUUGAAGAUGAUUAUCAGUCAGGUAGUAAAUCAAAAUACAAAUCAUCAUCACAUUAUGAACAAUCUUCAGAAGAGGAAAAUCAAGUGAAUGAAGCUGUUGAAGAGAUAUUAGGAGUGAAGAAGAAGCAUAAGAAAGUACACAAAACUAAAACUAAAAAAUCUAAACCAAAACCAUCUAAGCAAGUUACAAAUGUCUUUCUUGAAAGCCCAGCAGAGGGUGAAGUGCGAGUUAUAAAGAAAAAGAAAAAGUCUAAAACAAAGAAAGGUAAAUUUAAGAAGACCUUUCAGGAAGCUGAAGACAUUGUAAGUAGUGUUGCGAGUAGUGAGAUGAUAAACUAUGUUGCAGAUGAUGGAGAAGUUGUGGAUUCUGAACUCGAAGUUGGUGAAAUACCAGAUGAAAAUCUGGAAAAUGUGUCGAGUGAAAAUGGUGUGGAAUGGAGCAGCGAAGAAGAGGGUGAAGUUAUGUAAUUGAGAACUGAAAUAUGUUAUAGAGAAACUUUCCUGGAUGUUGAACAUACCUCCUAACAUUUGUUGCUAUCUGAACUUUUCUAUUCAGUUGACUUAUGUUGAGAGUGAAGUUGAAUCAGUGUCCGCCUCUCACUCAAGAGGUCAUGUGUUUGAUCCCAGAUAGGGCAAUAUAAUAUUAUCAUUUGACGCUUUCAAAAUUGACACAGUACUGAUCUUUGCCGAAGUAAUGGGCUCGAGACUGAUUCAUGUCAGCUUUUAGCUAUCUUCACAAUCUCCAGCUCAAAUGAAUAAGUAUAAACCAAACAUAACUUUACAUUUUCCAAUAUGCAUUAUAGGUAUGUGUAAUGAAUCUCUAGGGGAUGUGAUUUUAAGUUAAAUAACUCAAUAUGUUGCGUAUUCAUGAUGUGUUCAACAUAACUUAUAGAAAUGUAUUGAAAAUUUCAAAUAAACGUCAUUGUGCAAUAUUGUUGCUAUAUGAGUAUUAAAGUUAUACGAGUUUUGUGA
Molecule: messenger RNA, 3503 nt
Organism: Mya arenaria
Lineage: Eukaryota; Metazoa; Mollusca; Bivalvia; Myida; Myidae
Product: peptidyl-prolyl cis-trans isomerase G-like
Exons: 5
Coding region: 87-2999 (970 amino acids)
Source: RefSeq, a predicted model, not a curated record